AUGUUUAAUGAAGUUUUAGCAGACAGAACAUUAUCAGCUAUUGAUGGCAAGCUAUCACAAUUUGAAUUCAAGGAAACACCAGAAUAUGAAGAAAAUAUUCAUACUAUAAAAAAAAGACCAUUACUUGUAAAAACUACAAACGUCCGAGUAGAAAAUCGAAAUGACUCUAUAGUUCUUCAUAUGAUACCAGAUUUACCAUCACCCGAAAAUAAAAAUGAUUCAAAAGUCAACAGGGAAACUAAAAUUCCUGAAACCCUUCCGGGUAAUUCGAAGACACAAUCCAAGGCACUUGAAAUCACUGGUAUUGUGGUUGGUUACCUAUUGGCGGUUAUGUGUGUAUUUUAUUGCUGGCGGUUAAAAAAACGUGCAGAAGUUACUAAAGAUUUGCAACUGAGCAGGAGUGCUGGUGACGAUUAUAACCGGGUUAAAGAACUCACUAAUCAGACGGAAAGUCCUGAGUAUGAAUAUAUCGAAUCGAAAUAUAACGCAUUGAAUGCUAAUCAAGAAAGCAGUAUCCCGAUCAGGGCACCCGAGCCUACUCCGCACUCAUCGCUGCCUUCUAAAAAUACUCGCUUUCAGAUAUCACAACGAGGUGGCAUCAGAGAAAUGGAGCAGUGCAGAUCCUCCACUAAUCCGAGAAGCGGUCUAGAAUGUACACAUGUUGAAAAUGAAUAUGACUAUGUAUACGGAGUUAAAAAAAAAUGUCCAUGUGUUGCUGCGUCGAAUCGAGGAGCGAGAAAACCUCUUCGACGGAAUGGCGGCGCGGUCAUACCUCAUCGGGUUCCAGCACAUCAGUAA
Messenger RNA from Arctia plantaginis, 798 nucleotides. The record is from the annotation of a GenBank genome assembly. NCBI's taxonomy places the organism in Eukaryota, Metazoa, Arthropoda, Insecta, Lepidoptera, Erebidae.